UAUUCAUUGGUGGAUGAGCUAAAACUUGUCCUAAAAGAAAGUAGAGUCAUGUACUGGGCAAAAUCACUCUUCAACUACACUUACAAUUACAUUGACCACCAUAUCAGCACUUCACCAACACCUCCACCCUUUGAGACCCCUCAUGUGAAUUUUGUCAAUGCUAGUGUUGCUUUGGGGUAUGGCCAGUGCAGAGCUGUUUUGCCCAUUUAUCUUCUUGAAGAGUGCAUCUUGUUUGACAAUAAGGAGGAGUUUACCAAGUUCAUUCACAACAUGGACUGUGUUCCUUCUCUCAAUAAAGAUGAAUAUGAAUAUGAUCUAGCUGUUUUCCUUGCAUUCAUGCAGCAUGUU
Suillus subaureus is the source of this 348-nucleotide messenger RNA. RefSeq lists its product as uncharacterized. The transcript is spliced from 2 exons. Lineage: Eukaryota; Fungi; Basidiomycota; Agaricomycetes; Boletales; Suillaceae. The record is from RefSeq and is a predicted model, not a curated record. The annotation marks the transcript as partial.